AUGGACAAUAACUAUGGUCACACGGUAUAUCUGGACCAACUACAGAACAAGAAAUACGAGACGGUGAAGGCUCUCGAGAAGCUUGGCAAACGAGCCGCCGCAGUCGUUCAUGAAGAGCAGCGGUGGCAUCACUGGGUGAGGGAAUGUCAGGAGAAGGAGGAGGAACAGGCGCAGAGCGAAGCAAAGAAGGUGAAGCUGGAGUUUCAGCUCUUUAAAAGAUACGAAAAGGAACUCGAUCGUCGUCAACGGGACAUGCGAUCUAGAGAGAUCAAGAGGCGCGAAGAACAGUACUUGAACCAAGUAUAUGCAGAGCGCGCCCAGACGAUGUCAAGGGAAGAGGAAGAGGAAUGGGAAGAGCAGUGGGACCCCAUUCAAGAUAUUUAUGGCUACGAAAGAGGUCGCUAUGUCGAGCUCAUCAAUAUGUUUCUGAUGAUCAGUGAGCAGGAACAUGAAGACUAUUGCGCAGGUGUGGAGGCAUCUCAGCUUGAUGGCCCUGCCGCACCGACAUCUUCGCACCAAGCCACCGGACAAGCCGCGACGGGCAAGAAGUCCAUCAUAAUGGAGACCAAGGAACAGAUGCGCAGGAGACUUCAGACGCCUGUCAACUUCGAGCGCGCGCCAGGCCAAUAUCUUCCUGAGUUUUUAAGCCCAAGGACGACGACUCCCGUAGUUCCUCACGACGAGAUCGAGACGCUCUUGGAUGAGAUUUGUGAGAUCAAGAACUUUCUCUUCUGUCGACUUCUUUUGGCAUCAAGUGCACUCCUGCCUAUCGCACUCCAGGCCGGCAGCAUAGAGGAACUCCUGCAAAGCGAAGGUGUGACAAGGGAACAUUUACGAGAUGUUUGCCUCAAGCUGGAGCGUCCCAGUCUUGAGAACAUGCGAGACGCGUGUGCGGACUUCAUGCGUGAAAGGGAUGGGGCUGAUGCACCAAAAGACAUUGCCAAAGACCUCGCCCUGAUGGACAUUAUCGACGCCCAACAGCGAAUCCAGAUCAGGGUCUGUGGCCGCCAUAUGUACUACUACCGUAACGAGCGCGCUCUCAACCGCAGCGGCUGGUUUCACUUCUCUAUCAUCGCGAAAGACUCCGAGCUCGCCGAUGCCGUUGCGCUUUGUCGAAACUGGGAAGAGUUCUUCGAGCUCACGAUACUGUCAAUGUAUCGGUUGUUCCCGGCUCCAAAGUGGACGAAGUUUGUGGGCGAUGUGAAUCGUCAAUGCCUCCUGCUUCUCGGUUUCAUACCUUAUUUCCAAGUCGACGGCGCCGAAGCUAAAACGACGCAACAUAGGAUUAGUGGUCGUGCUAGUUCGGGACGGUCGUACAAUUUUAAGGAAUCACGCAACAUCCUCUGCGGUAUCGUCAAGCGUGACGAUACCCUCAAUCGUCGAUUCCUUGAGUGCCUAGCAAUGGAGUCGGCCGACCUUCGUGUUUUGGUUCAUGAUCCGGUGACUGGCAAAUUCGUAAUCCAACCACCAAAGGAGGAGUUUUGGCUGAGCCGCGAGAAGGCCGGACGUGGCAGCAUUCGGCCUGGAGAGAAUGUUCCUAGCAUGCUCGAUGACUUCGAGCUUGGCGCAGAAGCUUUUCCCAUCCCGAUUGAUGAGAUAUACAAGGAGCGAUUCUUCACAGAGAUCGACGAAAUAGAGGAUGCCCUUUUAUAUCCAAGGCGCGCACCUGGCGACAAGUCGCAGCCACCCUUCCCCCGAGAGAUUGUUGGGAAGAUACACCGGAGGACAAAGUGGAAGUGGUGGAAAAUUGCCAGCGAUGCCAGCACUGAUGAAGAGUCAUCUGCUUCUGAUGAAGAGUCAUUUGCUUCAGACGAUGCAUCCGAAGCUAAAUCCGACGAGGGAUCGCAGAAAAUGAACGAUCCAAGAGCAGUGUUAUUGCGGCGCAUGUUGGCGAACGACCCUCAUGUUAGUGUUCUGGCCGGAAAAGCGAUUGACAAGCUCCCUUCGAAGAGAGAACUCGACGCAUUCGGUAAUCAUGGAACGCUGAUCCCACAGUUUCAAUGGGCGGACAGGUCACUGGGUUACGAUCAUUUCUUACCUAUGUUUGACCGUAAACGUGCUUCUGUGAUACCAAGCGAACUCAGGGAUUCUCCUUCGAAGCUUAUGGACACGCUAAGAACGGCUCUACGCCGUCAGCGAGAAUACGAUAUCCAAGGGAAACAUCUCAUUCGAGAGCUGUGCGGGAGCCAUGGGCAACGGUCAAUACACAGGGUUGAGAAAGAGGCAUUGCACAUGGGCGACCUGGAGCCCGGUGGCCUCGGCCGGUAUAUGGAGCACAAGUCCAUGGUAACGGCCAUGGACAAGUUUGUCAUGAGCGACAUCAACACAGGCCCGUUCGAGCUCUGCAAGUUCAUGCACAUGGCACCUCUCAUCCAAAGUGAACGUCGAAUCGUUGACGAGGCUUUCCAGGCUUACGCCGCCAUCGCCUUAUUCUACCAGACGGAAGAGUUUCUUGCUUCCGAGCACGGCCUACCAUUCCGGUCUUCCCUGCUGUUUGACCAAGAAGAAAGAGCUAAGCGAACCCCUGAUCGAAGAAGCCAUGUCAGCAAUCCAUAUAUGCCAGCAGAGUUGUGGACAGAUCGAGAUGAGCUCCUGAGACGCAAUCAGCGAAGCAAGCUUGAUCCUGUCUACGAUAUUUACCCGAUAGAAUGGCGUAAAAGGAUACGUACCGUGGUUAUGACCUUGUACAAAGCCGGCAUCAUACAAAGUGCUUACACACCCCAAGUUAAAGGUGUUGCAACUGCCGCCGCCGAACCCAACCGCGCGCUAGAUUUCUACCUUGAUUUCCGAGCCCAAUCCAGACCUAAAUUCAAGGCUGUCUUGGCGGAUCCUACACCCUUGAAUCGCGACUACAUAGUCAAGGCGGCAAACAAGUUCGCGGCUCAGCAUGGCUCUGCCAGGUUUUCGGCGCUGCGACUGUGGUCUGCUCCGCACUUUUACCCAAUGCAAGCUAGUGGGAAUGAGACAUUCGCAGACGAUCGCGGCAGGUACUGGGCUUGGAGAUACAUGCCUAAGGACUCGCCACUCAGUGAGUGGAACACGCACAAGAUCGUGAGUGACAUGAUGGAGCAAUACAGACGGAUAUGGGGAAACCAGGUGAGAGUUGCCAGGGAUCUGAUCCUGGUCAUGGGCAAGGACGCAGACGAGUGUCGGAGGCUCAGUGAAGGGGUGACGUGGGCUACGCAGACGCGCAGGGUGUAUGAGAUGGACUUUUGGCGAAGCUUUGUAAACGUAGACGCCGGCUUCCUGGAAAGGUUGCAUCCUGUAUGGCUUUCGUAG
Molecule: messenger RNA, 3279 nt
Organism: Alternaria novae-zelandiae
Lineage: Eukaryota; Fungi; Ascomycota; Dothideomycetes; Pleosporales; Pleosporaceae
Exons: 3
Coding region: 1-3279 (1092 amino acids)
Source: RefSeq, a predicted model, not a curated record